Messenger RNA from Dentiscutata erythropus, 690 nucleotides. The record is from the annotation of a GenBank genome assembly. Lineage: Eukaryota; Fungi; Glomeromycota; Glomeromycetes; Diversisporales; Gigasporaceae.
AUGACAACAAAUUGUACACAUUUACAAAAUCAUAUUGAAUUAUGUAAAGGUGUAUUAAUCGUUUUAACUAUGGCUGGUCGUACUUUAGGUCCUCAAUUUUCAGAAGAAACUUGGCUCGUACUUUUAAAGGUUGUAUUAGGAAUAACUGAUUGUUUACUUCACGAACCUAUUUCUACUAUGAAUUCUUCUGAAUUAAAUAUGGAUAAAAAAACUGCUAUGAUUAUGGCUGAUGAUUUAUGUGAACAUUUAUUAAGAGUACUUUUUGAAUUAUGGUUAAGAUCAAGAAUUCGUAAAGUUGAAAUGUGGAAUAUUUUUAAAAAAUGUUUUAAUCAAUGGACUCAUAGACAUCAAGCUAUUUUACAAUGGAAUGCUACUACUUUGGCUUUAACUCAACGUGUUGUUAGAUUAUUAUAUGGUCCAAAAGAAGGUGCUGAUAUGGUUAACGUUUCUGUUGGUGGUUAUAAUGUUGGGUUAGAUCUUCCAACUGAUUUUGUUUAUUUUGCUUGGCAUCGAAUGGUUUAUUUAAUAAAUAAUCCAUGUACCUUACCUUCUUCUAAUUUUUCUUCGGCAAUUUCGGGAAUUGGUAAAAUUAUUGAAGCUUUUCAAUUAAUUGUUCAUCAAAAUUUUCAUAAAUUUUCUCAACAAGAUAUUCAUCAAGAUACUGGUUACCCUUUUUUUUGCUAUACCUGA